AUCUAGUCCAACCCCAACACCAUGGGAUUAGCAAUUCCUUUCCUCCUUGUCCUGUUCUUCAUUGGCGGUCAACUCGAAGGCAGAGCAGCCCACGGUUCAGAGCUAGCGGACCUCAAGGCCCUUCUGGAGCUCCUGGAAGACAGACUUGAAUCCGGAGGAAAGGAGUCGGAACUCGGUCAAGGAUUGAACGACCCGAAUGACGAAACAGCCAGAGAUAUUUCCCAGGCUUCUGCCACCUGGGACAACGAAUAUGCAAGGCCUCAGGGCGAAGGCGCCUUUGGCCCCAGCAGCUGGGAGCAGCAGGCUGCAAGAGAGCCGCCGGCUGCAAGGAACAGACUGAGGGCACUUUUCAACUCUCCCCGCAGCCUGCAAAGGUCCUCAAACUGCUUCGGCCAGAGGCUGGACAGGAUAGGGACCUCAACCGGACUUGGCUGUAACAGGAACCGGAACUGAAGCUGACACAAACACCUGAACCGUCUCCAUCUUCUGUCUCUGGCGACAAUCAACUCCCCUGUUAAACCACUCCUGGCUAGUCCUAUCAAUGAAUGCACAACCUCCUUGGCAUGCGGACAAUUCACUGGCGUUUUCUCACUUUCACCUUGACUUAGUUCCCAGAGAUCAUGAGGACGGAAGGAGAUGGGAGUUCUACUUGUAAGCCCACUGCAAGCUCUCGGGUCUGGGUGGGAGAGGAAUCCGAUGUCCCCCCCUGCUUUGUAAAAUGAAUUGGCUUCAUUUCCUCAAACGCAUGUGAUCAAAAGUGGCAACUUGGACUCCCUUGCUCUGUUCAGGGAUAUAAAAUGGAUUCAGCACCAUGGAAAGAGACCACACUUUUCGCCUGGUCUCUCAAGCCCCGGAACUGCCUCGUUCCCACACAGGAUUCCCCACAACUUGGCAGUGGCUCUACAAAAGAUGUUGGGAUACCAAUUCCCACUAGCCAGCAUGGUCAAUGGUCAGGGCUAAUGGACACUGUGGCUCCACAACAUCUGAGAUCCUAAGGUUGAGAAAAGCUUGUAGGUGUGGAAACAUCUGAGACUUCCUUCCCCUUCCGUCACCUGCCAAACUGCUUUCUCUCC
Molecule: messenger RNA, 1073 nt
Organism: Lacerta agilis (Sand lizard)
Lineage: Eukaryota; Metazoa; Chordata; Lepidosauria; Squamata; Lacertidae
Product: natriuretic peptides A-like
Exons: 3
Coding region: 22-453 (143 amino acids)
Biological process (GO): receptor guanylyl cyclase signaling pathway; cGMP biosynthetic process; negative regulation of systemic arterial blood pressure
Cellular component (GO): extracellular region; nucleus; cytoplasm
Molecular function (GO): hormone activity; hormone receptor binding
Source: RefSeq, a predicted model, not a curated record